Messenger RNA from Fonsecaea multimorphosa CBS 102226, 1161 nucleotides. RefSeq lists its product as uncharacterized. The record is from RefSeq and is a predicted model, not a curated record. The transcript has a single exon. NCBI's taxonomy places the organism in Eukaryota, Fungi, Ascomycota, Eurotiomycetes, Chaetothyriales, Herpotrichiellaceae. The coding region runs from base 1 to 1161 and encodes 386 amino acids.
AUGUUUCCUGAUUCAGACGAUGCUUCUGUCCCUGCGGAUUUUCAAGAACAGCCGCCAGCUCGCAGAGGGGAAGAGCAAGCACAUCGUGAGCAGCAAUGUCAAACGAAGGAGGACAACACUGCUCCCAUGGCAGCCACAGCGUUGUCAUUAUCGCCGCUACUCAGUCUCCCGUACGAGCUCAGGCAAAGGGUUUUCCAAUACGUCUUCAUGGUCCCGUCGUCUGAGAUCUUCCCACCCCGACAAGUAUGCUCUCCAUCGAGACUUCUCGGUAUGGUGGGAGACCAAUACAAGCUCUCUGGUCCCGGGUCGAGUACCGACGCCGCAAGCAACAAUGUUGUGCAGCCUCUUCUCCUCUGCCGUCAACUUUACCGGGAAACACGCAUGAUGCCUCUGCAAGUCAAUCGUGUCAACUGCCCAGCAACCAUGGGAUCAAAUACCUCGGCGACAAAGCGAUUCUUAGACGCUCUGAUGCCAGUCCAGCGACGAGCAAUCCGAAAGCUGGAAGUGCACUUGCUUGCGAGUGUGACGGAAGCAUGGUCCUUGAGGUCAAUUCUCAGGUCACUGGCCGGCGUCACGGAGACAGGAGGUGACAGCGGUUUGGGGGAAAGAGGUGGCGGCGCAGACGUCGAAAUCAGCUGGGAUGAGAAAGGAGAAGUCGGUCAAAAAUCCGGAGAAUACUCAGAGAAUCCGUCCGGCGACAGCAGCUUGACAAAAUUGACCGUCCAUAUCACCACACGAGAUUUGCUGUUGGCACAGGCGGACUCGAUGGUGGGGUUGCUGCACAUUCUGACAGUUGCUCCUUUUCCUCAAGAUCGUCCUUCAACGGUGUUCGUGUGUGCAGCCACAUGGGUAACCGAAGGCCUGGCUUUCCUCAAAUCUCUUCGGACAUUGACCAUUGUCAUUGAGUCCAGCGUCUCUGUUGCAACGCAAGUCACUGCAACCGAGAGAAGUCAGUUUGAGCAGGCCCUCAAAUCGUCCUUGUUGAGCGUCAAUGUGACGGUGGAAUGGCGAGUACACAGAGAGAUGCUUCUCGGAAUGGAUGACAGUGAGUGGGUGAAUUUCCUUUGGAUGCACGAUUCGACCAUAACUGCGGACGGGCAGGGAGAGCCUGGGGUGGGACGCAAAGUCGGGUUUCCCAGUUGGACGAACCUUGUGUCCUGA